CCCUUCCCUAAGUUAUUUAACCGCAGGAUCCUUUAGUUCAUCAUCACAACCAUUCCCGUCUCCGCUCGGCAUUCUACUUAAUUGAACAUGCGCCUGAAUAUCAUCUACUUCGUGUUUAGUUUGGGCUUGGGUCUUUUUUCGAAUGUUUGGGCAAUGCCUCUUUCUAACGAGGUAAAGCCUGAGGCCUUGAGCAGGGCCUUCAUCCACAUAGAUUCAGAGGCUGACAAGGAAAAUGCGAACAAAUUCCUCAAGAGCGGCUUGCAAUAUGUAUUCAAGAAGAAGCCGGAAAUGGGCUUCGCGUAUGAUGCCAGUAUCCAAAUUGAAACUGGAUCUGAACCACAAAGCAAACGGUUCAUCUUUUUCGAGAUUUAUGCCGAUGAGCAAAGGCAAAGAUUCAAAGGCAGUGGGUCUAUCAACCAGAAUCUUUACGCAUUGCGUGUAAUGGACACGGAAGGGCGGGAACUUGUGAAAAUUGGCCCAGACAAGCCCACUUUGAACACAGAGAUGGAAAGAUUGUUGUCACGAGCUUGGACGAGCAACUCAGCAACCUCAGUCUCGAUCCUCGACCUUAGACGGAUGGCAGGUACCGGUGAAAGGAGUUGAUUCGAAGAUUUUUGACCAAGAUGGUAAUUGGAGUACAUACAUACGCUUACAUACGUCGGCCAAUGAAAAAUGCCCAAUCAAUGAAUGAGUGGUUG
Lentinula edodes (shiitake mushroom) is the source of this 698-nucleotide messenger RNA. RefSeq lists its product as uncharacterized. The coding region runs from base 88 to 603 and encodes 171 amino acids. The record is from RefSeq and is a predicted model, not a curated record. The transcript has 4 exons. NCBI's taxonomy places the organism in Eukaryota, Fungi, Basidiomycota, Agaricomycetes, Agaricales, Omphalotaceae.